CUUUGUGGUAACUGCCAGCCCUGCCUACUGCACCGUGCGCCCUUCUCCCCAGGGACUGGGGAGAGCCUCCCGGUGGGGCCGCGGCCCUGCGCCCGCCCUGGGGACACGGGCGGCAGCGCAAACAGCGGCUUCCCCGCGCGGCCUCCGCCCGGCAGCUGGAGCGUUGGGCGCGGCUCCGGGGUGGGUGGGCCCCGGCUGCUUCCCCGGGAACAACGACCCGUCCGCGCCCGCUCCUCCGAGUUCACCUCCGUGCGCGCCGGGGUCUCCCGGGCCGCCCCUGCCCCUCGCGGACUGGGGGCCUGGAGAGCGCCGGGCUCGGGGGCUGGCUGGCGGGGCGCCGCCCUCAGCCUAGCGCCCCGGGGAGCCCCGGCGGGGCGGGGCCGGGGCGGGGCCGGCGCCCCCCGCCCGCCCGGCGCUCGGCUGUCUGCGCGCGCGGCGCUCGGCGGCGCUCGGCUGUCUCCGGCCGCUGCGGCGCGGGGCAUUUUCUCCGCAGCUCGGCUCGCGGCCGCGCCCGCCGCCGCCCCGGCCCCGGUGCCCAUGCAGGCCAUCAAGUGCGUGGUGGUCGGCGACGGCGCCGUGGGGAAGACGUGCCUGCUGAUCAGCUACACCACCAACGCCUUCCCGGGAGAGUACAUCCCCACCGUCUUCGACAACUACUCGGCCAACGUGAUGGUGGAUGGGAAGCCGGUCAACCUGGGGCUGUGGGACACCGCUGGGCAGGAGGACUACGACCGCCUGCGGCCGCUCUCCUACCCCCAAACCGACGUCUUUCUGAUCUGCUUCUCCCUGGUGAGCCCUGCCUCCUUUGAGAAUGUUCGUGCCAAGUGGUACCCGGAGGUGCGGCACCACUGUCCCCACACGCCCAUCCUCCUGGUGGGCACCAAGCUGGACCUCCGCGACGACAAGGACACUGUCGAGCGGCUGCGGGACAAGAAGCUGGCGCCCAUCACCUACCCCCAGGGCCUGGCCAUGGCCCGGGAGAUCGGCUCGGUCAAGUACCUGGAGUGCUCGGCCCUGACGCAGCGUGGCCUGAAGACCGUGUUCGACGAAGCCAUCCGAGCCGUGCUGUGCCCGCCCCCCGUGAAGAAGCCCGGGAAGAAGUGCACGGUCUUCUAGAACCUUCUAGAGCCCUCUAGAGCCGGGCGGCAGGGCCCGGACCAGUGCCCACCUGUGCCUGCCGUCGUUGCCGAGUCGGUUGCCCUGGGUCCGCGGUGGGGGGUGGGA
This is a messenger RNA of Choloepus didactylus (southern two-toed sloth), 1224 nucleotides long. It is a transcript of the gene RAC3, whose product is annotated as Rac family small GTPase 3. The record is from RefSeq and is a predicted model, not a curated record. The transcript has 6 exons. Gene Ontology annotation, biological process: regulation of cell shape; regulation of actin cytoskeleton organization; establishment or maintenance of cell polarity. Lineage: Eukaryota; Metazoa; Chordata; Mammalia; Pilosa; Megalonychidae. Gene Ontology annotation, molecular function: GTP binding; GTPase activity; protein kinase binding. Gene Ontology annotation, cellular component: cytoplasmic vesicle; cell projection; cell cortex. Bases 538 to 1116 code for a protein of 192 amino acids.